UCAGAUGGCAGAUAUACUAAGAAAGUGAGAGACAUGUGGAAGAGGAGAGACUGCUGGCCGCUGCUGCUGCUGCUGCUGCGAGGAUAAGCUGUGAAGAAUCGAAUUGUUGACUGGACCGGACCAGCAGGCCCUAAAUUCAUUUAAUUAGACUAGCGUUCUAUUCUGAGAGUAAAUAUAAUGACUUCAGAGCUUGGCUGAAGUCAUUCUGUGAUUUCUGGUCUGUUUCUGAACCCCCUGGAUAUCAAGGACAGAGUGGGAUCCUCUCCAGAUUUGGUGGAACAAUAGAUACAUGUGAAUCAGGCAGAAACAUGAAGAUAUUCACAGCUUUUUUUCUUUUCUUUCCUGGGAUGAUAGAGUGGCUCUGCCCCUAACAGAAGAGGACAAGUGGAAGGAGCCUGAAGAAAAUCAUGCAAAAAUUUGGUUAAAAAUAAACCUGGAAGCUUCAGAAAAGAAGGGAGAGCGAUAAAAAUCCACAUUUAUCAAAAAAACCUGAACAAAAGGAGUUGAGGACUGAUACCAAGUUUUUGCCCAGCAGAGCUCUGCACCUCUGUGAGCUGGCUCGGUUUUGCAUGUGCCAGGCUGGUUAUGUGAAGCCCCCCUGGCUGUGUUCCACUGCGGCAUGAGCGUAGGACGGGUCCACCACCACAGCUUUCUGUCCUGUGAAGAAGAGGGACUCAGACUGAGCACCAUGCCGGCUGUGGGCAGUUUUGGCAACGGCAAGAUCCAAACAAGACGCAAAGGCCACAGCCGGUUUGUCAGCAAGACCGGCCAAUGCAACGUCCACUUCUCAAACAUGGACGAGAAGUCCCAAAGGUAUAUGUCGGACAUUUUUACCACUUGUGUGGAUAUCCGCUGGCGAUACAUGUUCCUGCUGUUCAGCCUGGUGUUCGUUGUGUCCUGGCUGAUGUUUGGGAUGGCCUUCUGGGCCAUCGGCCUCCUUCAUGGUGACAUGGAAAGUAGCAGAGAGGAGGACAGUUUUGUUCCCUGUGUUACACAAGUCAAAACCUUCGUGGCCGCCUUUUUGUUUUCCAUCGAGACCCAGACGACUAUUGGUUAUGGAGCUCGCUAUGUGACGGAGGAAUGCCCAGCAGCUGUCUUCAUGGUGGUGUUUCAAUCAAUCAUGGGCUGCAUCAUUGAUGCCUUCAUGAUUGGUGCCAUCAUGGCCAAAAUGGCAAGGCCCAAAAAGCGUGCAGAGACUCUUCUAUUCAGCCACAAUGCAGUGAUUGCCAUGCGAGACGGGAAGCUGUGCCUCAUGUUCAGGGUUGCUAACCUGAGGAAGAGCCACAUUGUAGAGGCCCAUGUUAGGGCUCAGAUGGUAAAGCCCCGCUACACAGAAGAAGGCGAGUACAUUCCCCUGGAUCAGAUCGACAUGAAUGUUGGCUAUGACAAAGGCACAGACCGAUUGUUUUUAGUCGCCCCCCUCACUGUCAUCCAUGAAAUCGAUGAAGAAAGUCCUCUGUUUGGCAUCAGCAAGCAAGAUCUGGAGACCGCAGACUUUGAGAUUGUGAUCAUCCUGGAAGGGUUGGUGGAGGCUACGGCAAUGACGACGCAAGCGCGGAGUUCCUACCUGCCCUCUGAGAUCCUGUGGGGCCACCGGUUCGAGCCCCUCAUCUUCGAGGAAAGGAGCCAGUACAGAAUCGAUUAUGCAUACUUUCACAAAACUUUUGAGGUGUCAUCCACCCCCAGGUGCAGCGCCAAAGACAUGGAGGAGAGGAAGUUUCCAACAUCAGGCGCCAACUCCUUCUGCUAUGAGAACGAGCUGGCAUUCAUCAGCAGGGAUGAGGAUCUGGACGGAGAUGCGGAGAAAGACAAAGACAAAAGGGGCUCAUCGGAGUUAAGCACCUCUGAACGCAAUCAACCAUCUUCCCGAAGAGAAUCAGCACUUUAACCUUUACCUGCUGACAGAGGGGCUGUUGAAGUAGCUCAGAUUGUGGACGUUAUUCUGUCGACACAGGAACACCAAUGAGGACAGCUUUGUUACUGCUGCCACACAGGGAUUACCUUUUUAGAUGAUUCUUGAGCUUUAUUAGAUGCUAAUGAAAACUGUCAUGUUUCACUGCAGAUGAUCCUCCUCCUCAGAUCUAGGAAAUCAUCAUGGUUUUAUAUAUGUGUGUUUUAAAGUAACGCUGCAAUGGGACUAUCUGUAGAUGCAAAAGAUAUAUCUUUGCAGUGAAUAUUUAUAUGUAGUAAACCAAAUUUGUACAAUAUUGUACUAAGCUACUUCAGUAAGAAACACAUUUCCAUCUCAAUUCCAUAUAGCUGAUAAAGACUAUAUAAAGUGAAGUAUGUCAACUUUGUAGAAUAACACAUAAAACACAAUAAGGUAAAAUUAGAUAAUCUCCUGAAAAACUGAACUGCUUUGAUUCAAAGUACACCUUAAGAUAAAAAAAACUAUAAGGAUAUUUAAAAUAUAAUUAUAACAUAAUGCAAUGAACCAGCACAAAGCAGUGGAUGGGUAUCUUAGGAAAAUAAAUACAAUGAUUUUUUUACUCUUAAAAAUAUACAGAUGAGAUUAAUUUAGCCCCCUUCUCUUUAUUAACCCCCCCCCCCCAAAAAAAAAAAGAAAAUAAGUCUAUUACAAGCAUUUGCCUACGUUCAUUCAUCCAGCCGUCUGUCUGUUCGUUGAUUGCUUUUUAAUAUUCGUUUUUGUAGUGUUGCACAGGAGCAGGUGCCAAUUUCCAGCGCUUAUGGGACAAGAGUUGGGGUACAUCUGGACAGGUCUAUUUUUUUUUUUAUUUCAUUUUAUGUAUCAUUUAUUUGACUGGGACAGUGCACAUUAUUAAGCAUCGCUGCAAAUGCACCAGAAUUAGCCAAGAGGCUAUUUUUCAUCUAUUGUCCCUGGACAGAUCUUAAAAUUGUCGACCUAAAAAAACACAACAGUAAGAAUUUCACCAACCUAAUUAACUUCAAAUUGAAUUUGACAAUAAAUUGAGUUUUAAUCUAGAACACAAUUGAAAAAUAAACUUUUACUACAUCCAAAAGGCUAUGCUGAGUAACACACAUGCUGCACUUCUAAACAUCCUCGAAAAAGCAUAAAACCAUUUUCUUCAACAGCCAGGGACAAUAGUCAGGACUAACAGAGAGAUUGAUGCAGCCAAAAAACAGAGCAGUUCUUGCACAUGAGCUGAGAUAUAAUUUUCAGUUUCUAGCAGUAUAAAGCUUACGGAGGAAAAACCCAAACUAACUGCAGCUCUGUCUGCAGUAGAUAUAAUUCUAUAAAGUACAGUCUAAACCUCAAUGUAUGGCACACAUAUUCAUUCAUAAGAAGAAUUCUAAACAGCUUUCCCCAUUCAUCUGUAUGUCCUUCUUGGUGUUUUAUGAUAAAAUCCUUCUAAAAUAUAAUGGAGGGUACAACAUGGUAAAACAUGGGAAAUGUUCAAGAGGUGUGAAUAUUUCUUUAUGUCAGGUUACCUUCAUUAUGCCGGACAUUGUUGGGCACCAGCCACACAGCACAUAUAUUACAGUUUAUUCAAUCAGCGAUAGGAGAUUCUUUGCUCUCAAUUUUAUUUUUAUUUUUUUUUAUUCGGGCUCAUGGGAAAUCCUAGGGUUUGGGUGCUUUGAAAGAUGAAGGAUAAAUUGGCUCAAUUGCUAAAACAAAAUAUUAAAAUAAUAUAAUUUUAUGUGGUUUUAGCAUUUUGUAGUUUUUUUUUUUUUUUUUUUAUCCAGACAAAUCAACCCAUGGGGCCCCUUAAACAGAAACUCGCCCAGCAUUAAGUUAAAGAUCCAGAGAUAAUUGCUUCCAUCACCUCAUUGAGUAAAAAGGCCCAAAGAGCCCUGCUGCAGAUGAGCUGGAGAAGCUCUGCUGUGGAUCACAUACUAAUGGCAACAUGGGUUACAGCUGCUGAUGAGGGUUUCCUGGUAUGGCAGUCAGGGCUUCACAGAAAUCAGAACUACUUUGCACUUUAAAAUAUUUUCUUUUAUUGUUUUACUUUUUUUCAUUUUGAUUACAAGUAAGGAAGCACCUGGUUGUGCAGUGAAUGUAAAUAAAUAGACAAAAUGUAUAUUUAAUGACACAUUGAAAUUAUGAUUGAUAUGAACAAAAAAAUGUCCCCAUUUUUAAACAUUUUCCU
Cyprinodon variegatus (sheepshead minnow) is the source of this 4070-nucleotide messenger RNA. It is a transcript of the gene kcnj12b, whose product is annotated as ATP-sensitive inward rectifier potassium channel 12-like. NCBI's taxonomy places the organism in Eukaryota, Metazoa, Chordata, Actinopteri, Cyprinodontiformes, Cyprinodontidae. Gene Ontology annotation, cellular component: plasma membrane. The transcript has 2 exons. The record is from RefSeq and is a predicted model, not a curated record. Gene Ontology annotation, biological process: potassium ion import across plasma membrane; regulation of monoatomic ion transmembrane transport. Gene Ontology annotation, molecular function: inward rectifier potassium channel activity. Bases 620 to 1888 code for a protein of 422 amino acids.